Molecule: messenger RNA, 1916 nt
Organism: Cornus florida
Lineage: Eukaryota; Viridiplantae; Streptophyta; Magnoliopsida; Cornales; Cornaceae
Product: SNAP25 homologous protein SNAP33-like
Exons: 5
Coding region: 818-1717 (299 amino acids)
Cellular component (GO): SNARE complex; plasma membrane
Molecular function (GO): SNAP receptor activity
Source: RefSeq, a predicted model, not a curated record
GUUUUUUUUUUUUUUUUUUAGGCGUGUUUUGUUGCUAAGGAAACUCAGGAUAAGUAUCAAUUUUGUGUUUGCUAUUUGUUUGAUUAGAACAAUUCAUUCCAAUUAAACCAAAUAGAUGUGUUAGUCACAUACUCACAGUGGCUGGAAGUUUAUGGUUUUCUUGGUCCCAAAUCAUGAAAAAUUGGAAAAGUCCAAAAAUCUCCACUUUUUCUGUUAAUUUUUUUAUUUUUUAUUUUCUUUCUCUCUCUCUCUCUCUCUUGAUAACAAAUAGUGCAUAUGGCAAUCUGAAUUUGUAUUUUUUUUCUUGUUGUUGGACAUAAGUGAUGGUAUAGCUUAAUUUGUAUUUUGGCCAUUUAAUGUCUCUUGAGUUGAUUUUUUUAUUAUUCUCAAAUUAUUAUUCAUUUUGACAAUGGGAAAAAGUAAAGGAGCUGAAUCUUAGAUGCCCUUGUCAACUUCCAUCUUCUUUCCCUUUAUUGAUUUAGGGUUUAGUCUUGGAUCACCUUUUUUUCCUCCAUGUUUGUGUUGUUUCAUAUUGGUUAUAUUUGAUGUUUUAAAAUAUGGUGUCUCAACCUAUCUUAUAGUAAUAUUACACCUUUAACAGUGGAGUGGUUUCUUACUUUGGUCUUUUUGUUCUUUAUUGUCAUUUUCUAUCCCUAACAUAGUCUAACAGUUUGGUCUUUUUUUUCUUUUUCUUUUUUUUUUUUUCAGGCACAUCGUGAAAACUCUUAUCAAAAUUUAUUGCAGCUGUUUAAUUUUAAUUCCGGUUCUUCAACCCUUCAAGGGUGAUAAAAAGUCCUUCAUUUUUUCCCAUUCAAAGAUGCUUGGUCUUAAGAAAUCUCCAUUAAACAAGGAUCCUAAACAGAACUCAGUUAACCCCGGUUUCCGCAAUCCAUUUGAUUCUGACGAUGAGUCAGAUAACAACCAAACACUAAAACCCUCAAAGAAAACUUCUGAACCCAAGUUAGUUACCCCAAAUUUGGGUACCAACCCUUUUGAUGACAAUGCGGAAAAAGGGACCUCCUCAUCUUUGUACUCUCUCACUUCAGCAGCAAGAAGCACAUAUAGGAAUGAUUUCCGUGACUCAGGAGGAAUAGAGAACCAGACUGUCCAAGAAUUGGAGAAUUAUUCUGUAUACAAGGCUGAGGAGACUACAAAGACAGUCAACAACUGUCUGAAGAUAGCUGAGAACAUAAGAGAGGAUGCUACCAAGACUUUGGUUAACUUGCAUCAGCAGGGUGAGCAUAUUACCAGGACUCACACAGUUGCUUCUGGCAUUGAGCAUGAUCUUAGUAGGAGUGAGAAACUCUUGGGAAGUCUUGGGGGCAUAUUCUCCAGGACCUGGAAGCCAAAGAAGACUCGAGCAAUAAGGGGGCCUGUUAUCACAAGAGAUGAUCCAGUUCAAAGAAAGGGUAACCACUUGGAGCAGCGGGACAGAUUGGGAUUGGCUGCAGCUCCCAAGGGAUUGUCAAACGCACAAACACCACCUCCCGAACCCACCAGUGCACUGCAAAGAGUUGAGGUAGAAAAGGAAAAGCAAGACGAUGCACUUUCAGAUUUAAGUAAUGUGCUGGGGGAGCUGAAGAAUAUGGCUAUUGAUAUGGGAACUGAAAUUGAAAGGCACAACAAAGCUCUGGGUCAUCUUAAUGAUGAUGUGGAGGAGCUAAAUUUCCGCGUGAAAGGUGCCAACCAGCGGGGACGCCGUUUGCUUGGGAAGUAGAGCGCACUGCGACGCUGUCUAGUCUUGCCUUUUGACAUUGGUUUGCUGCCUACCUUGCCUGCUCUCCAUCAUUUUGUUCUGCGUAUUUUGGAUUGACAUAAUUUGCUUUUCAUGCAAUCUUUUUUAUGACAUUGGUUUUGUUGUCCUCACCAAUAUACACUCAAAAAAUUGAGACUGGAUGUCUUAAUAAGAAUAACCG